AUGUCCGGAAACGAAGGCCACGAUAACGCGCGGCGACCGCGCUCUACCUCGCGUUCGCGUCCCACCACGCCCCUCCGCCCUUCGUCUCGCUCCUCCUUCCGCGAGUCGGCGCAGCGCAGCGUCCAAGGCGGCGAGCCCUUUCCGCUGAACGCCUUCGAGCCCGCAUUCGCCGAGUUUUCCGACGCCAUGGCCGACCUGGAGGCGAACAUGAUGCACUUCCAGCUGAUGCACGAAAGCCUUUCGCGCUUCAGCGAGAGCUUCGCGAGUUUCAUGUACGGACUCAACAUGAAUGCUUUCUGCGUCGACUUUCCGGAGGGACCGAUUCCCGAGUCGUUCCGCCGAGCGAAGGUUAGAGAGGAGCAAUCACCAGUAGCAGUAACCCGAUCUCGAAGCACAGAGCGAGGUGGCGAGUUUGACGGAGAAACCACAUUCAUGACUACGGACACCUCCUUCGUAGAGAACCCUCCGACCCUGUCUAAGCCGACUCCUAAGAAGUUUGCGGCGCCAGAUACUCGUCAAUCCCGCGUCCCGGCCCCCUCGAGAGGCGGCUCGCAGUCAAGAGGUAGAACCGGCACGGGCCGAGGUCGAGCUAGUGGUCUCGUCAAGCCCAGAGCCCGCGGUUUGAAGUAA
This is a messenger RNA of Daldinia caldariorum, 630 nucleotides long. Its product is annotated as DASH complex subunit Dam1-domain-containing protein. The record is from RefSeq and is a predicted model, not a curated record. Gene Ontology annotation, cellular component: DASH complex; mitotic spindle polar microtubule; mitotic spindle pole body. Gene Ontology annotation, biological process: mitotic sister chromatid biorientation. NCBI's taxonomy places the organism in Eukaryota, Fungi, Ascomycota, Sordariomycetes, Xylariales, Hypoxylaceae. Bases 1 to 630 code for a protein of 209 amino acids. The transcript has 3 exons.